AUCUAUAGAUACAGCCUAUAUAUAUAUACGCAGAAAUCACACACUCCUCUCUCUCUCUCUCCUGCUCUCGCUCUCUAGAACCCUCUGCAAGGAAGUAACCCGUAGCUCUGUUUGCCUCACACGAACACUCAUAAAAGACUCGCAAAAUGCCAUCUUAGGGUUCUAAAUUUCGAAUUCCCUAAGGGUUUAUUGAUGAGUUUUGCGAUGAAAUUGUUUGUUUCUUUUUACUCAAUCAUCACCUCUCUAGGUUUUCCGUGAGGGAGGAAGAUUUUGGUUGAGUUUGAAGUGUACAUAUUGCGGCCGUUGAUGGCUUCGUCUUCCGGUUCAACGAAGCUGUGCUUCAAUUCGACUUGUAAAGAGGCUCUGGAAGUCCCUAGACAAGGUUGGCUUUGCCGGACGGGAGACUUCGCUGACCUCUGCGAUCGAUGCUCUUCUGCUUUUAAAGAUGGAAAAUUCUGUAAUACAUACCACAUGAAUGCUUCUGGUUGGAGAUGUUGUGAGUCUUGUGGAAAGCAAAUUCAUUGUGGAUGCAUAGUGUCAUUCCACAUGUUCAUAUUGUUGGAUGCUGGAGGAAUUGAGUGUAUCAACUGUGCAAAAUCAGAAUACAUCUUGACACCAAAUCCUACAUGGCCAUCUUCUCCCCACUUCCUCAUGGGUCCCGCUGAAAGAAUUCGAGAUAUUUCUUCCAAAAAUUGGAGAUCAAUAGCAGGAUCAGGUCCUGUACCAUGGAAGGAACAAUUAACUUCAUGUUCAUUGACUAGAAGUAUAAUACAUGACCCUUCUGAAAGAUUAGUGAAUGACAGCUGGCAGAUUACCAGUGAUAGAGCCAAAGCCACUGGGGUACAGUAUGAUGGAAAACAUAAUUUGUUUCAAUCUUUCUUUUCAAAUGAACUUGCCACCCCUGUUUCUAGUUUACCAGCAACAUUCAUGGCACAAGAUCAAAAGAGCGAAAAAGGAAAAGCAUCUGGACAAUUUUGCCCUCCACCAUCAGUAGGGAAAUGUUGCUCCAGUAGUAAUAGUCCACCUGGCACAUCUCUUGAAAGUCAAACUUACAGUGGAAAGGGUCAUGGAGAAAAACGGGGUCGACAUCAGUUAAUUCCCCGGUAUUGGCCUCGGUUAACAGAUCAAGAACUACAACAGAUCUCUGGAGGGUCAAAUGCCAAAAUUACCCCUUUGUUUGAGAAAGUGUUAAGUGCUAGUGAUGCUGGAAGGAUAGGGCGAUUGGUGCUGCCAAAAAAAUGUGCAGAGGCUUAUCUUCCACCAAUUUCUCAGCCUGAAGGUUACCCCCUUGUAGUUCAAGAUCUGAAGGGAAAGGAUUGGGUGUUACAGUUUAGAUUCUGGCCUAAUAAUAAUAGUAGAAUGUAUGUUCUAGAAGGAGUCACUCCUUGUAUACAGUCCAUGCAGUUGCAAGCUGGUGAUACAGUAACAUUUAGUAGGUUAGAGCCUGAAGGAAAACUUGUGAUGGGAUUCAGAAAAGCAUCACCCUCUUCUCCAUCUUAUCAUGUCACUGAGGUUUCUACUCAUGAAGAACCUUCGAAGGGUAGUUUCGGAAAUAAAUCUAGAAAUCCAGAUGGGACAUGGGCAGAAGUUGAUAAAAUUGCUAAAAGGAAGAAGGGGGGAAAGAUGUGUUCAAAUAGCAAACAUGUUAAACCUAAUGAUGAAGAGAUGGUUCGAGUAAAUGUUACUUUAGAACAAGUUCAAGGAUUGUUGAGACCACCUCUUACUAAUUCCUCCACCAUUGUGGUUAUUGAGGGUGUUGAAUUUGAGGAUUUUCAGGAGGAUCCGAUUAUAGGGAGUCCUACAAACUUUUCAACAAUUACUCACGCAUCUUGUAACAAAAGGGAAUUAGAAAACCAAGGACUUGAUGCGCUUGCUAAUUUAGCAAUCCAAGAUGGCAAGCCUACAAAGUCGCCAAGUGGCACCAAUCACAAAUCAGUUUUUGUACACCAUGGAGAUGAGAAACAUUUAGAGAAAGAAGUAGGGAAUGUGGGACAGAAUCCAAAUGAGUUGAUGUAUGCUGACAUUAUUCGGUGGUGGUGGUUAGGUGGAAGCUAUUUUUGUCAAGUGGCUCAUAUUGUUGAUGAUUUGAUAAUACAACUAAGAGGGAGUAACCAUGGACCCAAGAUCAAAAUUUAUGUGAGUGCAAUUAUUUGA
This is a messenger RNA of Lactuca virosa, 2154 nucleotides long. The record is from the annotation of a GenBank genome assembly. NCBI's taxonomy places the organism in Eukaryota, Viridiplantae, Streptophyta, Magnoliopsida, Asterales, Asteraceae.